UUUCUUAUGCAGCGAAAUGCAAGUAAAUGUUCAAAGAACUCACUUAAUUACUUUUGGCAUGGCUACACUGCUGCCAUCGCAGCCGCUGCGCAGAAAUGUCAGCAACAGCUGUUUGCAGAGAACAAAACAAAAAAUUUCACUCAACAAUUGCAAGCAAAUACAACAUCGGAGUACAUAAUGGGUAAUAAACAAGUGCGCCAACACCUGGAAACUGCGCAGAAAACUGGUAUACUAAAGAUUUCGCUGCAGCGCUUACAAGAAUUUCCACCGCAAUUGAAAAACUAUCCAAAUGUGCUGAAAACACUUGAUCUUUCCGAAAAUCGCUUUGAGCGUUUACCCGAUGAGCUGGGUCAUUUCACGCUCGUCAAACAUCUGAACCUGAGUGGAAAUAAACUUAUCGAACUACCCGACGUGUUAGGGGAAUUAACGAAACUGGAGGUGCUGCUGGUGAUGAACAAUUAUCUUACGAAAAUACCCAAAACACUAUCGAACUGCAAUAAUUUGAAAACUGUAAAUCUGUCCAAUAAUCAAAUUAAAGAAUUCCCCAUCAUGUUGUGUGGCCUCAAACAUCUUGAUGUAUUGGAUUUGUCACGCAAUAGAAUCACAUCUGUACCUGCUGAAGUUGGCACACUUUAUACGACUGAGCUGAAUUUAAAUCAAAAUCAAAUUUCAACACUUUCCGAAGAGAUUGCAGCGUGUCCUAAACUAAAAGUUUUGCGUCUAGAAGAGAAUUGUCUACAGGCUAACGCGUUUACACCACGCAUAUUGAAGGAAUCAAAAAUCUGCAAUCUAUCUGUUGAUGGCAAUCUCUUCAAUUCCAAACAGUUUACCGAUUUAGAAGGUUAUGAAGUUUACAUGGAACGCUAUACGGCAGUUAAGAAAAAAAUGUUCUAAGCGCAAAAGCAAAAGCAAAAUAAGAUAUUUUGUAACAAAAAAGACGUAUCAAACGUAGUUCAUUAGCGUAAAAGCUAAAAGAAUGCAAUUAAUUACGUUGAGAGUCACAGUUUAUAAUACGAAAUUAGCGCUUACUAAAAUGAUGGCACCAUUUAAUGGAGCAAUACCACUGCGUUUAGUAAAAGACAGUUAGUUAAAUAUUUAUAUGUGCAUAGUAAUCAUCAUUGCUGCAUCAUCAAUAAUGCAUGUAUCAGUAAACGAAAAGAUAGUUAAUUACAAAAUAUAUAUUUGUAUUUAUAUUUAACUGUAUUUCAAUAACUAUUUAUAAAUGUAUUUUUGCUCUACAUCACCUUGAAGACUGUUUAAACAUUACAGUUAAAAGGCUCAUAAUAAAUUUUUAUGUGUAACACAGUGAAA
Molecule: messenger RNA, 1311 nt
Organism: Zeugodacus cucurbitae (melon fly)
Lineage: Eukaryota; Metazoa; Arthropoda; Insecta; Diptera; Tephritidae
Product: leucine-rich repeat-containing protein 57
Exons: 3
Coding region: 7-894 (295 amino acids)
Molecular function (GO): protein binding
Source: RefSeq, a predicted model, not a curated record